AUGUCCGCUGAUCAGUACGUACCGGCUCCCCUACCACGAUGGGAACGCUUGCUUUGUUGGGCUGUUUGGCUCUUUCACUCAGCCGCAGCUUUCUAUUUGGCGUUCAGAGUAAGUCAAGGGCAACUACGCUUCUGGAUGAAGCAUUGGAUCUCAGAAAGCGGUUACUUACCUGGAUACAAAGUUGACCUCUCGGAUACUGAAUGGGAACAUUUUCGUAACACCGCUUCACAUAUGGUGCUAGACUACGGCCUUCACAGUAUCAUGUUUUAUCUGGUAGUCCGCUAUGUGGAAUCGAAAUGGGUCAAAUUAGUACUGUUUUUUGGAGCUCUUCUUAUGCAAAUACAUAUGACAAGGUGACU
This is a messenger RNA of Strongylus vulgaris, 359 nucleotides long. NCBI's taxonomy places the organism in Eukaryota, Metazoa, Nematoda, Chromadorea, Rhabditida, Strongylidae. The record is from the annotation of a GenBank genome assembly.